CUCACUCCCUCUCCCGCCUCUCCAGCGCCCAGUGGGGGCGGGGGGCUGUCCCAGUCCGGUACCCCAGCCUCCUCCCAGCCUGCCGCACCUGCCCCGCCUUCCAGCCCCGAGCCGGCUGGCGCGGCGCAGGCGCACCAGGCGUGGACCGGAGGCCGAGAGCUACCAGGGCAGCUUCGGCCUCCGCCUCCUGCUCCCGCAUCCGCGCGGGGGCUGGUCGGCAGCCACCCGGGCCGCGCUGGGCAGGGGCCGCGCGUUGUCAUGGGCGCGGGCUGGAGCACCGAGGAGGAGCGGCAGCCACUGCUGGGGCCCGGACUCGGGCCUGCGCCGGGGACUGUCUGGAGAAGCCGGGAGGCGGCGGCGGCGGGGCUGCCCGCGGCGAUCCCGGGUCCCGGGCGGGUGUACGGGCGCCGCUGGCUGGUGCUGCUGCUCUUCUCGCUCCUGGGGUUCGCGCAGGGCCUGGUCUGGAACACCUGGGGCCCCAUCCAGAACUCGGCGCGCCAGGCCUACGGCUUCUCCAGCUGGGACAUCGCGCUGCUCGUGCUGUGGGGGCCCAUCGGCUUCCUGCCCUGCUUCGCGUUCAUGUGGCUCCUGGACAAGAGAGGUCUGCGGGUAACUGUGCUUCUGACAUCCUUCCUUAUGGUUUUGGGAACUGGUCUAAGAUGCAUACCUGUAUCAGACUUACUGCUUAAAAGAAGAUUAAUCCAUGGAGGACAGUUGUUAAAUGGAUUGGCAGGCCCAACGGUAAUGAAUGCAGCUCCAUUCCUGUCCACAACGUGGUUUUCUGCAGACGAACGGGCCACUGCCACAGCCAUCGCGUCGAUGCUCAGUUAUCUUGGUGGAGCAUGUGCGUUUUUAGUCGGGCCUCUUGUUGUUCCAGCCCCCAAUGGGACGUCACCUCUUCUUGCUUCCGAGACUAGCAGGACCCACAUUAAAGAUCUCAUAGAGAUUGUAUUGUAUGCAGAAUUUGGCGUUGUCUGCUUACUGUUUUGUGCCACACUAGCUUAUUUCCCACCCCGGCCUCCACUUCCUCCCAGUGUUGCUGCAGCUAGCCAGCGGCUGAGUUAUCGGCGGAGCUUUUGUAGAUUAUUAAGCAAUAUGAGAUUUUUGAUGAUUGCUUUAGCAUAUGCCAUACCACUUGGUGUAUUUGCUGGCUGGUCUGGAGUUCUGGACUUAAUUUUAACACCAGUGCAUGUCAGUCAAGUAGAUGCUGGCUGGAUUGGAUUUUGGUCCAUAGUUGGAGGCUGUGUUGUUGGAAUAGCAAUGGCAAGGUUUGCAGAUUUUAUCAGGGGCAUGCUGAAACUAAUUCUUCUCCUCCUGUUUUCUGGGGCUACACUGUCAUCCACGUGGUUCACCCUGACCUGUUUGAACAGCAUCACACACCUGCCUUUAACCACAGUGACAUUAUACGCCUCCUGCAUCCUCCUGGGAGUGUUCUUGAAUAGCAGUAUACCUAUAUUUUUUGAGCUUUUUGUGGAGACUGUCUACCCAGUUCCAGAAGGAAUUACUUGUGGAGUUGUCACUUUUUUAAGUAAUAUGUUCAUGGGAGUACUUUUAUUUUUCCUUACAUUUUAUCACACAGAGUUGUCUUGGUUCAACUGGUGCCUUCCCGGGUCGUGUUUGCUCAGUCUUCUCCUCAUUCUGUGCUUCAGGGAAUCCUAUGACAGACUCUAUCUUGAUGUGGUGGUCUCAGUUUAAUAGCGCAGACUUGAAGGAGUUUGAAAAGGGACUGAAAACCAUACGGCAUACUGCACAUUUGCUUGGAGUUGCACACCUAACAGGAAAUAAAAGGAGAAGAGAGAAACUUCACUCAGAGGUUUUGUCAGGUUACAGAUGACCACAUUCAUUUCAUGACUACUAGGUAACAAUAAUGUGGGACUUGAGUGAUAAUAGGGGACUUAAAGACUCUAACUGGCAUACCCAUGCCUGGUUCUGGGGUUGGAAGUGCGGAUCUCUUACACAUAAAGCACUACCUAAGUAACGCCCUCUAUAUUCUGUGCCAGUGCUAAACUACUGAUUGAUUGAUUAAUUGUAAUUAUGGGAAGAAAUAAAGGGUAUCUAUCACAUACCUUACUGAAGCCACAUAUCAGAAUAGGAAGAAAUGCCACUAACUUCUAAAGAAGUUUAAGCCCUAUAUCAGAUUUUAAUUAUAAAAUAGCCAACAGGUAUAUCGAUGAUAAAAUUUAGCCACAUGUACACUACGUUUUUUCUAAUAAAGCCAUUUCUUAUGUGACUCCUUAUUUUUAAUUAGGUCGGAAACCUUUAAUUAGGCCAUCUUUAUUAUGGUGAACAGGUGCUUCCCAGUGAUUUCAGAGCACAUACUUUGUGUCUCAAUCUCAACUUAUCCUUGUUUCUGUGAAAUACAAUUUCAUCUACUAGGCUCUUAAAUAAUUAUAUUAAAGGUGACUAAAUGUUUAAUAUAGUCGCAUUAAGUAUUGUAUGAAAAAUGUAAUUCCGUUCUGAUUUAGCACUUUGUUAAAAGUGAAACGACAAAUCCCAUAGAACAUUCUGUGUCUUCAGCAUAUAUAUAUGCAUAUGUACAUGGUGGCAUGGGAUAUAAAUCCAGCACCAGCUAUUAGUUACUCGGGUUGCGUUUUAUUAAAUGGCCCAUGUUUGAAAAUGACAAUUUAUAACAUUGAAAGCUUCAGAUCUGGUGAGUUAUUUCUGAAUUACAUUCUUGUAUUUCAAUUCAGGUUGUGAAAUACUCAGUUCUAUAUGGAGUCCGUACAUUUGAGAGAACGAUAUUUUGCCAGUACCUGUCUUCUCUGUGUGGAUGAUAGCUUUUACAACAAUGACAGUUACUCAUUGGACAGCUCUCAGACAUAUAUUUCGCUGUGACCUAAAAUAUCUCCAGUGAGAUUAUGCUAUGGGCACUGUUCUUAGUUAUGUAAUUCCCCUUACCCAGGAAAACCAAACAUUUUCCCAAAAAGACAAGAACAGUACUUUCAUCGCCUUCAUUAUUCUCAGCUUCCUUCAAUCCCCUCCUUUUUUCCUCACCUGAAAUUUACAUCUUCAUUGUCAGCUAAAUUUGUAUUUUUUUUUUUCUGGACAGAGCACAAGCCAGCUCCUUCCAUUAGCCGUGGGAGUAAACUGUGGUCAUGGAGAGCUAGUCGGCACUCCAUUCUGCUCCUCUCUACACAUACACACACCAUCACACGCAGUUCCAGAGGCCCCUCCCCUCCCCCCUUGCUAAGUUGAAGGCUGUGCAUUAACUUACCUUCAUCUCAGAGCGGGAUCUAAGCCUUCUUCUAAGAUCCUAAAUUGUGUUCCUUGAAAAGUAAGAAAACCCUCCCCUUCAGCAUCUGUCUUCAGUCACCUUUAAAUCAGCCCCUUUACAACCAUCCUGCUAACUUAGCAUCAAGAACUGAGGGAACUAAGGACCUUGCUAAAGAGAAGAAAACCUAUGAAGACUGGGCUUAGUUCCAAUUAACUCUGUCAUUCUUAAAUAAAAAGAAAGCAGACUUCUUCCAGAUGAUUGAAAGUCAGCCACUAGAGAUAUGAGCAGUCCGUGAGCCAGUGCUAAAAUAACCACCACCCCUUCCUGUGUAGACAGAAGACAGAAAGGAGAGGGAAGAAUUACGAAGUAUUUGGUUGUAAUCAGAACUACAGCUGUUUGAGGACAACUCUAUGAAAUUUUGCUGUAAUAAGACAUGAUACAGAACAUUUUAAUUAUAGUUCAUUCUACUUCUAAUACAAAGUAAAGAAAAACACUUUUAAAAUAUUACCUAAAUAUUUAGUUGAAACACAUCUCACGUGAGUAUGAUCAGAAAUUCCUACGUUGUACCUGACACCAGCCAUUGUUCUGGGUGUGCAUGAGAGGAGACGGGUCCUUCCAGCUGGUUUAUAUCUGGCAAAUGCUUGUUCUGAUUACAAACUGCAAUGUUUUAAAUGAUCAAAACUUCAUAUACCAAACCUGAUAGAACUAAAGGGCUUUGGAGGUGGGGAGAGGAUUACACAGUAUUUCCUGAAUGUUUCAAGUCAUUUUUUUUCCUUUACUUUUUGUGAUUAUUUCUAGCAUGCAUCAAAAUAUAAGAGCUGUUGUCUCUGUACUUUCUAAACAAAUACUACAGAGUCCUAAUGAAAUUUUAUAAUGAAAGAAGUCAUAACUCUGUACUAAGCCAAGCCCUCAUUUCAGAAUUAAUAGAUACCAUCCCAGAGAGGUUAAGGGUCUUGCCAAAGGUCACAAUCCUAGAUAGCGACAUAAGUAAAUCAAUUAAAACCCACACUGUCUGACCCCAUGGCAGUGUUUUUCCCCAUCUCACAAAACUUCAUCUUAAUUUGGACUUCUUGGGGGUGUUCAUGAGCACCCUCCAUGUUCAUACACUGCGGGACUUAUGGGCAAAUCAUUAUGCAGUGUGGAAAGUACAGGGGUCCAAUUGAGGGGACUGUUUUUUAAGUAAGAUCAUUCUGUUUUUUUCACCCUGUUGGUGCUGUAACGUCUCUAAAUCUUAGCUUGUAGGGACAUGAUAUAAAAAGAUUCUGAUGAAUAAUUCAAUCCUCAUAAACCAAGUCAACAGCAUUAAUUGGUAAGGACAUGUUAUAGUGUAAGUUCCCUGUGGCUUAUCAAUGACUACUUCACAGUUUAUGGGAAGAAACAUUUUUUAAUAUGGUCCAUGGUCGAGGUAUAGGAGUAAGAUAAUUGCACACACAAAUGCAUUUCACUGGAGGAUGGAGCUAAUAAACUAACAAGAGGGAAUCAAAUUCAAGUAUAAUUUGUGUAUUUAAGCAUAUAUAUAUGGCUUAAGGGCCAAGCUUUAUCAUAGAUCAUAUAUUUAUGCUUAAUUACUGAGAAUGUUUACAGCUUGUUUUUAUGAAGCCCUUCUAAUGAGGGAUUCAAGCUAAGAGAUUUUAAAUUGAAGAGAUUAAAUUCCCAUCUACUUUAAAUUAGGUUUUUUACUAUUAUUUUUAUUAAAAUAUAGGCAUUCCUCUUACCGCUUGCAUAAGUAGAAGCUGCAUUUUAAACUCAAGAUCAAAUACAAAUGCACAGUAAAUUUACUUUAAACUAAUGUUAAAAAUCACAUUAAUUCCACACUUGUGCCUGAAAUAAUAAGUACAGGAAUUACUGUGAUUACACCAUCUUAUAUAAUAAGUGCAGAAGCUGUGAUAUGAAGAAAGUGCCAUAUUAGAAACAUACAGAAAACUAUGAGAAAAUUUGACUACACCUAUUUUGUAGAUAGAGAAACAAUAGAAAUCCACUUUAAUUUGGAAUUAUAUAGACAGGGACAAAUUAAAGUUUAUUUCCAUACCAUCAAGCAGCUUCAGUUGGCCAGUCUGUUAGCCCAAGAGGGAAGCAAUACUCCAGGGGCAGGUGGUGGAGCACUGGAGAACAAAAGCCGGCAGGGAGAUUCCGGGGUGCUCUUUUAACAGCAUCCAUUGGGUGCUUUGUGCUCGCUCAGUGGAGGUAGUUGUGUGCUCAAAAAGCAGACACCCUGGACAAGCCUGAAUGUCCUUUCAGGUGUCUGAGCCUCUCCUAGGUCUCCUAGGAGAUUCCUCAAACCGACGUCCUGGCACAGGCUUCGCCCUGAACCUCCCCGAAGCUCCAAGGCAAAAGCCCGGUCUCCUUCUUGAGUACUUCUAAGGCCACACAGGUAGGCUUCCCUCUCCUGAGCAGGACGCUAGCAUGAGUACAUCCAGAAAGAUUUAACAGUUCUUCCCACAGCAAGUCUGAUAAGUUAGAAUAUUCCCUGAAAUGGGCAUGACAAAGGUCUCUACCAAGCUUUUCUAGUUACUAUUUGUUGCAUUUUAGAAUAGGGACUGAUUAAUCUGCCUUCUGUAGUCUUUCUGUUGUGCCUUGGAACCUGGAAGGCCUCUGUUAUAACAGCUUUCCAUCUCAACCCACACUCAGAAAGUGAGAACAAAAGGUCACCCCACCCUAGCUGUUCUUUCAUGCAACAAGGGAGAAUUAAACAAAAAAAAAAAAAAAAAAAACGAAAACAACAACAACAAAAAAAUGAAAGCAUGGAAUUUGUUUCAGCAACUUGAUAAAAUGAGGGAAACACAACAAACCAUUUUAGCUCUAACCCCACGUCACAGUGCUCUCAGGGUGCCCUCCUGGCUCUUCUAGUCUGCAAGGGAGGCUUCCAUAGUCCUGACCAGGAUGGCAAGAAUGACUUGGAGGCACUUGCAGUUUACCUAAAUGGUAAAAAGGGAAAUGUCUGCUUAGUUCAACUUAAUUUAGAUUUUUUCUAAUUCAGACUGAUUUUCUUCCCAUUAACCCAGAUGGAUCAUGGAAUCAAGGAGCUAGAAGAUCUAGUCCAACUACCUCAUUUUACAAAUUAACAGAGAACCUUUCAGGUUCAAUGUCACAGGCAAGUUUUAGUUUGUAAACUGAGUCCUAGACCAGCAUUCUUUCCAUAAGUGAUCAAUGUGGUAACCAGAAACAAAUUUAUUAAGUAAAUUUUCUUCCAUUUCUUUUGAAUUUUUGAAAAUUAAACAAGAAAUGCAUGAAUAUUUAUCCAUUAAAAAAUACCCAGUACAGAAAUACAGAGCAAAGUCUACCUCCAUACAAACAUGUGCUGACUAUCUGUUCCCCUUUUCCGAAGUAUUCCUUGUGAAUCCUUUCAGAAAUUUUUCUAUGCAUUGGCAUAUGUGUGUAUAGAAACUUAGAGAGGAUUUAAAAUCAAGUCACCUAAGGAACUAUUUCAUAGACCGUGUUGGCUUUAACUUUGUUGGGCAGAAGCAGGCAUUUCUGAGAUCCUUAUUUCUCUCCCGGAUGAGUCUCUAUCAAAUGUAGGAGUGAUUAGUAGAGACAUUUCACAGACCUGGUUGUGUACCAUCAAGCUCUAUCACAUCCUAAAGCUUAACGAUGAAUUUCAGUGUGCAAUAUUCUGGUUUUCUUAUUGGAAAUAAAGGGUUUUUAAAUUUUU
Messenger RNA from Suricata suricatta (meerkat), 6863 nucleotides. It is a transcript of the gene SLC49A4, whose product is annotated as solute carrier family 49 member 4. Gene Ontology annotation, cellular component: membrane; intracellular membrane-bounded organelle. The record is from RefSeq and is a predicted model, not a curated record. The transcript has 9 exons. Bases 259 to 1695 code for a protein of 478 amino acids. NCBI's taxonomy places the organism in Eukaryota, Metazoa, Chordata, Mammalia, Carnivora, Herpestidae.